CAACCUUGUCCUCGUCCACGUCCACACUGUCCAUUGUCCGACGAUCCACCUUGACGGCCACACGCGGCUUCUCUUCAACCUCGACAACCCAAACCAGCGCAACCACGAACUCAUCUGCGUCACUUCCACUUCACACUCCCACACGAACCCAAUUCCCAACCACCGCUACCCCUCCCACAACGCGCACCAUGGCCUCCGCCUGCAGCACCAGCCCCUCCUCCCCGGGCUAUGAAAAGAUCCCCAACACCUCGAUCCGCAUCCUCCGCACCGUCUCCUCCGUCCGCCGCUUCCGGAAGCCCCUAACCCUCGACUCGCGCUCCGUCGCCCUCGUCCCCACCAUGGGCGCCCUCCACGCCGGCCAUCUAAGUCUGAUCCGGGCCGCCGCGCGGGACAACCACCACGUCAUCGUCUCCAUCUACGUCAACCCGGCGCAAUUCGGCGUUCGCGAAGAUUUGGGCAGUUACCCUGUCACCUGGGAAGCGGACUGCGAGGCGCUGGCCAAGUUGGAUCGCGAGCUUGCCGACGAUGGGGAGAAUCUGGGACGCAUCUCGGCGGUCUUUGCGCCGACGACGGGGGAGAUGUACCCUGCCGGGUUUCCCGGGCAGGAGCCGGAUUCGAAGGGGUCGUUUGUCACCAUCACGCCUGUCGGGGAGGUGCUGGAGGGGGCCAGCAGACCGACGUUUUUCCGGGGCGUGGCGACGGUCUGUAUGAAGCUGUUUAAUGUGUGCCAACCCGAUCGGGUAUAUUUCGGGCAAAAGGAUGUGCAGCAGACUGUGGUCAUCAAGAGGCUGGUGGAGGAUUUCUUGAUGCCGAUUGAACAAGUGGUGAUAGUGCCUACUGCGAGAGACCAAGAAGAUGGGUUGGCGUUGAGCAGUAGGAAUGUGUAUUUGGGCGAGAGAAGACGGAAAGUGGCGAAUGUGCUGUAUAGGGCGCUGAAGGCGGCUGAGGAAGCUUAUGCGGCUGGGGAAGGGAAGAGAGAUAGAGAGGGGGUUUUGGGUGCCGCCCAGAAAGUGAUGGAGGAGACGUUGGCGGAGCAGAUGAAGUUGAGCCCGAGCGAGAGGGUCAAAUUUGAGGUGGAUUAUUUGAGCUUGGCGGAUCCGGACACAAUGCUAGAGCUCGAAACGGUUGAUACCAAGAAGGGAGGGAUUUUGAGUGGUGCGGUGAGGUUUUUGCCGGUGGAGGAGCCAAAGGAGGGAGAGGAUUUGGGACAUAGUGGGGGGCCGCUGGUGAGGUUGAUCGAUAACAUCAUCUUGCCGCCUAAGUAAGGGUGACGGGGUAGAAGUGACGGGAUAUUUGUGUUGUUCGCUAUACUAUAGAGCUGUCGUUGUUAGAAAGCAUUUUGCAUGGAUUGGCGUAAGCGAUAGAGUUUCCGUUGGAACGCAUGUUAGAGUCAUUGGCGAUCAGCGUUUCGUUUAAACUUGUAUUUGCGUGUCAUAUCUAUACAAGUUGGAUAGUUCUUAUGUAGCUUGUCUGCUGCACCGAGGCCAUUAAGCUUCCGUACUUCAUCCCUGGUGGUCUCCUUCUCCUCGGACUGCUCAUGCUGGAGUGACGAUAACCCAUUGUCAGACCUCCGAUGUUACCACCUCCUCCCUCCAAAGCAGAACCACAAGCCCAAAGCGACAGACCUCCCAUCCCGUCCAGCCGGCCCUUCGACGUCAAUGAACACCCCAGAGCCAUUGGAACUGGGUGAUCGUGGUUUUGGUUCCAUUCAUCCGUCCUUCUACCGCUUCUUGACUUGCUGGUCAAGAGACCUUGGCUUGACCCCAAGCCACAGUAGUCCUGGAACUCAGACAAGAAGGCCUCGCGGUCGCUAAUCGCGCAUCUUGCGCGUCUCGAAUCGGCUCUUGAUCCUGAGACACCCUCUCAAGAUGCCGGUAGGAAGGUGCAGCUCCCAUUAACCAUUUCUUGGCUACAACAGCAGCAAUUCUGUCCCCAUAU
This is a messenger RNA of Neurospora tetrasperma FGSC 2508, 1938 nucleotides long. Its product is annotated as pantoate-beta-alanine ligase. The coding region runs from base 189 to 1265 and encodes 358 amino acids. Gene Ontology annotation, biological process: pantothenate biosynthetic process. The record is from RefSeq and is a predicted model, not a curated record. Lineage: Eukaryota; Fungi; Ascomycota; Sordariomycetes; Sordariales; Sordariaceae. The transcript has a single exon. Gene Ontology annotation, molecular function: pantoate-beta-alanine ligase activity.